Molecule: messenger RNA, 1412 nt
Organism: Suillus paluster
Lineage: Eukaryota; Fungi; Basidiomycota; Agaricomycetes; Boletales; Suillaceae
Product: quinone oxidoreductase putative
Exons: 9
Coding region: 1-1020 (339 amino acids)
Molecular function (GO): oxidoreductase activity
Source: RefSeq, a predicted model, not a curated record
AUGUCCAAAAUGCGUGCCGUGUUAAUCAAAGACGGGCAAGGUCCUAUUGAGAACCUUUACAUUGGGGAGACAGAUAAGCCAGUCCCAAUGAAGGGACAGGUUUUGGUAAAGAUUGUCGCAUUUGGCCUCAAUCGCACGGACCUUUCACAGCGUCAGGGCAAUGGUCCUGUACGCCUUGGCCCGAGUGUAUCCUCCAUUCUUGGUUUGGAAUUUUCUGGACGUGUGACUGAGCUCGGGGAAGGAGUGACGCGAUGGGCUGUUGGUGAUGAAGUCUUCGGUCUUGUGCGCGGCGGAGCUUAUGCAGAGUUCAUAAACUGCAACGAAGGACUCUUGUUGAAGAAGCCCAAUCACUUAUCUUGGGUGGAGGCAGCCAGCAUACCAGAAAACUACAUUACAGCCUAUCAAGCUCUUGUGAAGUACGGGGAAGUCAAGAAGGGUGAUCAUGUACUCAUUCACGCAGGCGCUUCUGGUGUAGGCAUAGCGGCUAUUCAAACGGCAAGGGAAUCAGGAGCGGCAACCGUUACUGCGACGGCAUCUACCCCAGAAAAACUCGAUUGGCUCCGGUCCAUCCCUAAUGGGGCGACACAUACUGUCAAUUACAGAACCGAAGACUUUGCCGCGGAGGUCAGGAAAACGACUAACGGAAGAGGCGUCGAUAUUGUCAUAGAUGUCGUUGGACAAAGUCAUUGGGCAAAGAACAUUCAAUCCCUCGCCAUUGAUGGUCGGAUGAUAAUGUUGUCUGCUUUGAGUGGGAGAGAAGUCCCCUCAGUCAACCUUGGCGAGAUACUUUACAAGCGUCUUCGCAUUCAGGGCUCUACGUUACGGUCGCGUAGUUUACAGUACCAGACCGAACUCAUCGCAAGCUUCCACGAUUUUAUCGAUAAGCUAACUGGCGCCAACGGAGGUGGUCCGAUACGGAUUUACGUUCACAAAGUAUAUCCUUGGACAGAGAUACAGAGCGCUCAUCGCGAGAUGGCUGACAAUAAGAAUAGGGGGAAGAUCAUCGUCGAAAUUCAGUAAGAAUGCGAACAACGUGUCAGCCGGAACUGGAGUCCAUCAAGAAUCCCCCGACUCUUCUGUAGAUUAUGGUUAAAAAGUUGCCACGGCCACAAGACAAUCAACGCGAGACGGAAUCAAUAGCUACUUCCAGCCGGAUUUAUUCAUUGAACGUGAAGGCGCUGUGGAUGGGGCAAUUUUUAACUCAUCGGAUAUCAACUUCCGCUUAUCACAAACAGUGCGAGAAUCACUGAUAUGCAAAAAUCAAACCGACGACAGGAACAGUACUUGGGCUCCUCGGAAUCUAACCCUUCGAGGGUCAAAUCCCAGUAAGUAUCGAACGAGUGCCCUUGCAUGCACUGUAUGAUACGUUGAGUGUUAAAACGACGCAGCAAGGAACACUGUCGGUAAGAGGA